Molecule: messenger RNA, 391 nt
Organism: Gracilinanus agilis (Agile Gracile Mouse Opossum)
Lineage: Eukaryota; Metazoa; Chordata; Mammalia; Didelphimorphia; Didelphidae
Product: serum amyloid A protein-like
Exons: 2
Coding region: 6-335 (109 amino acids)
Cellular component (GO): extracellular region
Source: RefSeq, a predicted model, not a curated record
GAUUCAUGUCCCUGAGUUUUCCUCCACUUUUGACUCAAGAUCAUCUCUUUCCAGGUGCUAGAGAUAUGUGGAGGGCCUACAGGGACAUGCGUGAAGCCAAUUAUAAAAAUUCAGACAAAUACUUCCAUGCUCGUGGAAAUUAUGAUGCUGCCCAGAGGGGACCUGGUGGAGUCUGGGCAUCUAAAGUGAUCAGUGAUGGCCAAGAAUUCUUCCAGGGUGGCAGCAGUGGCAAAGGAGUGGAGGAUAUUAGGGCAGACCAAUUUGCAAAUAAAUGGGGCAGGAGUGGCAAAGACCCCAAUUAUUUCAGGCCCCCAGGUUUGCCCGGCAAAUAUUGAGCUGACUUGUUCCUCUUCUUUCCCUUUCUCCACCCUCACCCUCUGUGUUGCCUGGA